This is a messenger RNA of Daphnia pulex (common water flea), 1961 nucleotides long. Its product is annotated as CCAAT/enhancer-binding protein beta-like. Gene Ontology annotation, biological process: regulation of transcription by RNA polymerase II; DNA-templated transcription. The record is from RefSeq and is a predicted model, not a curated record. Lineage: Eukaryota; Metazoa; Arthropoda; Branchiopoda; Diplostraca; Daphniidae. Gene Ontology annotation, molecular function: RNA polymerase II cis-regulatory region sequence-specific DNA binding; DNA-binding transcription factor activity, RNA polymerase II-specific. The coding region runs from base 830 to 1546 and encodes 238 amino acids. The transcript has 2 exons.
UUUUUUUUGUGUGUUUGUUCUCAACACGUGAAUCACCCUUUUCCACAGAAAACAAAUUAAAAAACAACCACGACAUAGGUUAUUUUUCCAAGAUAGACUUGAUGCCUUCAUGCACAUGUGCGCACGAUUCUACUUGAGACGGAUCCUUGACAAAAUUUCGAUAAUAUUUCGUUAAUUAAAAAGGAAACGAGGAGACGAAAUCAGGGUCGUCGGUUGAUAUGCACGCGUUAUCGGCAAGCAUUAGUCACGUUGACGUCCAGAAUCGGGGCUUAUCGCUUGCACACGAAGUGGAUGACAUUACAUUGACAUCACUACUUUUUGUGCGUGUGUAUUUAUUCAAAUGACCUCCACGGCCAGCAGAGAAAAUUUCACUUUGCCCCUCGUUGAUUUGCAUUUUUGCUGACGAGUCAGUGUUUUUUCCAGCAUUCCGCCUCAAACUAGUUCCAACUGGGAGUAGUAGAAGUAUGGUUGACUUUGGUUUUCCCCAGCUUUUUUAUUUUCUUAUUAGGGAUUUCCCCGGAGCAGUGACGUCACUAUACGCCGUACCAACCGCCGCCAUGCCGAGUCAUUCGACGAUUGCACCACGUCCGGAGGGGCGGAGCCAAAUUGCGUUUCCAGUCCCCGGGCCCUCGGUAUAAUAGCGCAGUGCGUUUCAUGAUUUCAUCAUUCUUUCUAGCGACUCCGCCAAGAGCAGACACGUACACACAAGUCGAGGUGAUCAGUGCAAAUCCAAAGAUCAUUCUCGAACGCACAAGUUGUUGUUACACAGUGAAAGUUUAGCCCCCGUCUGUAUACCAAUUCACCCAACAAACCAAAAGCCGUUCGCGGUAUGUCUUUUUUUGAUUCCGAAUUCUUCGACAUCACCACCAGCGGGAAACUUGAGGGUCACCUAUUGGACUACGAUCAUCCGCCAAUGAGUGGCGAAAUCAUCCCAUUUGCCGAUCAUUACGAUUAUUAUCCAGAAACUCUGGAGGUUGCGGAAACUUCUAUGGAUCUCGAGCAGGCAAUGAUAGACUCAAACAUCGGAAGCGUCGCCGAUUACUUAUCGCAUUCCGGCUCUUAUCAGCCGCAGCCGAUGGUGAAACGCGAGAUAGCUCAUUUGCAAGAGGAUGAAGACAGCCGUUGUCUACCUAGCACUUUGACCGACGCCAGUGACUACACGUCGGCAAUGAUGCCCAGCCCUUACGGCACUGCCGUUUCCAGCCCUGCCGGACGUUCGACCACGAGCAGCUCGGCCUCGACAAGUCGUCGGUUCAAAUCGGGCGGCAAGAACGUCAGCAAAGAUAGCGACGAAUACAAACGACGAAGGACUCUCAACAACAUCGCCGUGAAGAAAUCCCGCGAGAAGGCCAAAGCCGAGUCACGCAUAGUGGCUCAACGUGUCACGGUCCUGUCGGCCGAUAAGGAGAGACUUGAGAGACGUGUAGAGCAGCUGUCAAAAGAGAUCCAGUUUCUGCACGGGCUCUUCUCCAAAUUCAACGACAUUCCCGAUCCAAUUAAAGUGCAAGUCACCAGCGCCUUUGCCCGUCUCCAGAGCCACAGAUAACCCCCCACAGCCCACGCACUCCUUUUGUAUUCCCUCAAAUCGCAAUCAAACAAAACACUUAACUAUUAUAAUAAUUUAAAACAAAGAAAAAGAUUCACCAAUGUGUGCCACGAAACCUUUAUAUUUCCAUCGUUGUAUAUAGUAUCUUAUACAAAGUUGUCUUAAUAUUGUUAAUGUAAUACUUUUCUUGUGGAUUGUGUUCAACAUUUGACAAAUUUUUUACAUGAUUGAAUCAUCUCAGAUAGAAGUUACAUUCAACUAUGCUCUUGACCGAUUUAUUUUCAAAUAAAAACGACAAAACAACCCACGUGCGAUCUACGGAUUCAGCGAAAUGUUUUGUACAUCAUAGAAUUCAUGCAUCCUUUGUACUUCCCAAGAUGCAAAAGAGUAACAAUAAAACAAACAUGUAUUUCAA